Molecule: messenger RNA, 1843 nt
Organism: Callorhinus ursinus (northern fur seal)
Lineage: Eukaryota; Metazoa; Chordata; Mammalia; Carnivora; Otariidae
Source: RefSeq, a predicted model, not a curated record
AGCUGCACAUGCGGCAGCUCCCCUGCUCCGUUCCGCCCAGCCUCCGUUGCUCUGGAACGGGUCCCUGCAGCCCCCAGCCGAUGGCAGGGCAGUAGCCGCCUGUCAGGGGUCCUGAACGGCUGAGGCAGACGCGGCGGCUCCAGGGCCUCAGAGAGUGGGUGUCUCCGGAGGCCAUGGGCUACCCCGAGGUAGAGCGCAGGGAACCUCUGCCCACGGCAGCGCCGCGGGAGCGGGGGAGCCAGGGCUGCGGCUGUCGCGGGGCCCCUGCCCGGGCGGGCGAAGGGAACAGCUGCCGGCUCUUCCUGGGCUUCUUUGGCCUCUCGCUGGCCCUCCACCUGCUGACGUUGUGCUGCUACCUAGAGUUGCGCUCCGAGUUGCGGCGGGAACGGGGAGCCGAGUCCCGCCUUGGCCCCAGCACCCCUGGCACCUCUGGCACCCUGAGCAGCCCCGGUGGCCUCGACCCUGAUGGUCCCAUCACCCGCCACUUCGGGCAGCCAUCACCUCAGCAGCAGCCGCUGGAACCGGGAGAAACCACACUCCCCCCACACUCCCAGGACGGGCACCAGAUGGCCCUUCUGAAUUUCUUCUUCCCUGAAGAAAAAUCAUACUCUGAAGAGGAAAGUAGGCGUGUUCGCCGCAAUAAAAGAAGCAAAAGCAGUGAAGGUGCGGAUGGUCCAGUUAAAAACAAGAAAAAGGGAAAGAAGGCAGGACCUCCUGGGCCCAAUGGCCCUCCGGGACCUCCAGGACCUCCAGGACCCCAGGGACCCCCAGGGAUUCCAGGAAUUCCUGGAAUUCCAGGAACAACUGUGAUGGGACCACCUGGCCCUCCAGGUCCACCUGGUCCUCAGGGACCCCCUGGCCUACAGGGACCUUCCGGUGCUGCUGAUAAAGCUGGACCUCGAGAAAACCAGCCAGCUGUGGUGCAUCUGCAGGGCCAAGGGUCAGCAAUUCAAGUCAAGAAUGAUCUUUCAGGUGGAGUGCUCAAUGACUGGUCUCGCAUCACCAUGAACCCCAAGGUGUUUAAGCUACAUCCCCGCAGCGGGGAGCUGGAGGUACUGGUGGACGGCACCUACUUCAUCUAUAGUCAGGUAGAAGUCUGCCCAUCCACUCCCGCCCCUGUUGUUUGCCUCCACUGGGUUGGCUCCUCAGAGCUAGAGGUCUAUUACAUCAACUUCACCGACUUUGCCAGCUACGAGGUGGUGGUGGACGAGAAGCCCUUCCUGCAGUGUACCCGCAGCAUCGAGACGGGCAAGACCAACUACAACACGUGCUACACCGCGGGGGUCUGCCUGCUCAAAGCCCGGCAGAAGAUUGCCGUGAAGAUGGUGCAUGCCGACAUCUCUAUCAAUAUGAGCAAGCACACCACCUUCUUUGGGGCCAUCAGGCUGGGCGAGGCCCCUGCGUCCUAGAUUCCCUCCCCCUGCCCCUUUUCUGUCCCUGCCCGCGCCCCUGCCCCAGGGUUGGGAGCCGGGACUCCCAGAACCUCUCAGUGCUGCUGUGGAGUGAGGUGCUAUGGGUGUCGCAGCCACAGAGAUCAAUAUCACGGGGCUAUUUAUUCAUCAGGAUGAUGAGGCCCGCUUGGCUUUCCAGAAUGACCUUGAGUUCACAGGAUGUUUGAUGGAGCCCCAGAGUUUGCAGGAAGGAGGACCUUCUUCCUUGGUUCCGUGUGUCAACUGGCUUAUGGCUCAACGCUUCAACCUCAAGGUCCCUGUUGUCAGAGUGAUUGUUUCUUGCACUAACAUGGGGUUUCCGGGGCAGCAGGCAAGAGAAAGCAAAGGUGGACUCCAGACCGUGGGGGCAAGCCUCUCACCCUUAGGGGCUGCCGUUCCUCUCUUGGGUAGAG